Pisolithus orientalis is the source of this 309-nucleotide messenger RNA. RefSeq lists its product as uncharacterized. The annotation marks the transcript as partial. The record is from RefSeq and is a predicted model, not a curated record. The transcript has 2 exons. NCBI's taxonomy places the organism in Eukaryota, Fungi, Basidiomycota, Agaricomycetes, Boletales, Pisolithaceae.
ACCAAUCACCUUAUUGGAUGGUGUAAAACUCACAAAGCAGCUCACAAGAAGCUCUUUUCUGAUUCUACACAGGAUGUUCCAGAGGAAGGUAGAAGUAAGCAGCAGUUGUGCCAUGGGAAGAAUGACAUAUAUGUGGAGAUUGCAAAGGAAAUUUUUUCAGCAGGCAAUGAGUCUGUUGAGAUCCAUGCCCUUGCUCAGGACAACCCAUUUUGCAGCUUGAAGCAGAAAUAUCAGAAAUAUAUUGCAUUGCUUGGGCAGACAGGUGCUGGUCAGACUUAUGACAAUCUUGCAAGCAACACAAGCAUGAAA